UAGAGUUUUACUUCCGGUGUAAUAUUUCGUUCUUCCGCCGCUUUUGGUCAGGCUCUUUCUUUUUCUAUAGUUCGCCAUCAUGGGUCGUAUGCAUGCUCCUGGCAAGGGCUUGUCCCAGUCAGCAUUACCGUAUAGACGCAGUGUGCCCACAUGGUUAAAACUAACUUCUGAAGAUGUAAAAGAACAAAUAUACAAGUUGGCAAAGAAAGGUCUGACUCCGUCCCAGAUUGGUGUAAUUCUAAGGGACUCCCAUGGUGUUGCUCAAGUACGGUUUGUCACUGGCAACAAAAUAUUGAGAAUCUUGAAAUCCAAGGGACUGGCUCCAGAUCUUCCAGAGGAUCUUUAUCAUCUAAUCAAGAAGGCUGUUGCUGUUCGCAAACAUCUGGAAAGGAACAGAAAGGUAUAAUGCAU
Messenger RNA from Protopterus annectens (West African lungfish), 411 nucleotides. RefSeq names its product ribosomal protein S13 (gene RPS13). NCBI's taxonomy places the organism in Eukaryota, Metazoa, Chordata, Ceratodontiformes, Protopteridae. Gene Ontology annotation, molecular function: structural constituent of ribosome; small ribosomal subunit rRNA binding. Gene Ontology annotation, biological process: translation. The coding region runs from base 80 to 406 and encodes 108 amino acids. Gene Ontology annotation, cellular component: nucleolus; ribosome; cytosolic small ribosomal subunit. The record is from RefSeq and is a predicted model, not a curated record. The transcript has 4 exons.